Photinus pyralis (common eastern firefly) is the source of this 1296-nucleotide messenger RNA. RefSeq names its product intraflagellar transport protein 172 homolog. Gene Ontology annotation, biological process: intraciliary transport. The coding region runs from base 49 to 1296 and encodes 415 amino acids. Gene Ontology annotation, molecular function: protein binding. Gene Ontology annotation, cellular component: ciliary basal body; intraciliary transport particle B; axoneme. The transcript is spliced from 5 exons. NCBI's taxonomy places the organism in Eukaryota, Metazoa, Arthropoda, Insecta, Coleoptera, Lampyridae. The record is from RefSeq and is a predicted model, not a curated record.
GCAGAACAACGGGGAUAUAGUAAACUGGCCCAAUUGAAAGAAGAUUACAUGUCUCUCCUACUACGCACCGGGCAAAACGAGAAGGCUGGCCAAGUGUUCGAGAAACAAGGCAACUAUGAGAAGGCGAUGACUCUCUAUCUCAAAUCGAACUGCUUCGUGCGCGCCUCUUCUCUCCUGAUCCAGCACAAAGAAUUACUAAAUGACAGCGGUCUGGUAGCCAACGUGCUCAAGAUCCUUCUCAAGCACGAACUCUACGAGAGCUGCGCCGAAAUUUACGAGAAACUCCAAAAAUCGUCCCUGGCAAUGGAGUGCUACCAAAAAGGAAAGGUGUGGAGCAAGGCGAUCGCUUUGGCUCGCAGCGUGGAGCCCGAGAAGGUUGUACAACUGGAAGAGGAGUGGGGCGACCAUCUGUACGAAAACAAGCAAAUGGACGCCGCCAUCAACCAUUACAUCGAGGCGGGUCGCACGCGUAAAGCUCUAGACGCCGCUAUCGGCGCGCGCCAGUGGAAGAAGGCCGUGCACAUCGUGCAAGUCCUGGACGAGUCCGAGUCAACGGAGAAGUACUACCAGACGAUCGGCAAUCAUUUCGCAAGCGCCCGGGACUACUCCACCGCCGAAAAGAUGUACGUAAACGCCGGUUUGUACAAGGAGGCCGCCGAGAUGUACAACGAGGCGGGGCAGUGGGAGAAGGCCUACAGUUUAGCGUCGCGGUUUUUGGAUCGGAGCGAGGUGUCGGAGAUGUAUCUGAAGCAGGCCGAGCAGCUUGAAAAUGCCGGGAAGUAUCGCGACGCCGAGAAGCUUUACUUAUCGGUUGACGCGCCCGAUUUGGCCAUCGCCAUGUAUAAGCGGGCGGAUCAGUACGACAACAUGGUCCGGCUCGUGGAGAAAUUCCACCCCGACCUGCUUCAAACCACCCAUUUGCAUUUGGGGCAGCAGUUGGAGACGCAAGGAAAGCACCGGGCAGCCGAGGUGCACUAUUUGGCGGCGGGUGAUUGGAAAUCGGCAAUGAACAUGUAUAGGGGCUUGUCAAUGUGGGAGGAGGCAUAUCGCGUUGCCAAGCAGAGUGGAGGCGCUGCGGCGGCGAACCAAGUCGCAUUCCUCUGGGCGCGCACACUUUCCAUCGAGUCCGCCAUUAAGUUGUUGAACAAGUUCGGCCUGUUGGAAAGCUGCGUGGAUUACGCGUGCGAAACCUACCAGUUUGAUUUUGCGUUUCAAUUGUGUAAAAGUUUAACGUCUAAGUUCCGUAAAGAAGAUACAGGGGGCGUUUGCCAUGAAGCCCAUACUCGGAAUCCGUAA